AUGGAGACCUCCGAUUUUGUCGUAUCGGCGGCCGGCUCCAAAACCUUUCAUCCAUUUACCCGCCUUCCCACCGAACUGCGCCUCCAGAUAUGGCGUAGCGCUUUGCCCGAGCGGGACAAGCCUGCAUUUACUCCCUACCCAAAGGGUGGUUGGCUCCCUGUUGCACCUGAAAGUCAGCAUGCAAGUAACAUCCAUCAAGCCCCUGUGGAGUGGAAGUUCUGCCCCCAAUCACUUGAUCAAAUCCGUGUCAAGAUCCCACUCGCCGACGUGAACCACGAGGCUCGUCAGGUUGCUCUCAAAUGGGCACACAAGCAGGGAUUUGAGGUCAUUUUCCAUAAUGACAGACAGUGUUUUAUCUUCUUACGCCCUUUUGAGCCAAUGCGCGACCUGAUAUGGAUUGGCGGUGAUGUAUUUGAACUCUUCAUCGACGAGUGUUGGGGGGUGCACGAGUCGGCUCAUUCUCCGGAGAAUGUUUCUCUUCCCAUCAAAGUCGGUCACUUUGCCGUGCCUGUGAAUUUGUUGAUACAUGAUCGGUGUUUGACUUCGCUUGCCGACACCCUUCGCUGUUUUUCCGGCGACAUAGUUUUGUACAUCAUCGCGGACGAGCAUCCAAGCUUUAAUGUGAUACAUGGUAACCACACAAAGGUACAGCCGCGGUGGGAGCUUCAUGACACACUUGAAGGAGAAACAAUGGUCUGGGAACGUAAAAGCAAGACAUUUGAGGUGGAACUGGGCCCCCGACUCUUCAAUGAGAACUCCAUUCAAUACGAGCGAAUAUUGGAAGGCAGUCAAUUGAUAGCUUGUGUUCUUGGCCGAUUUAUGCCCAACGUCAACUUUGAGAUACGGGCUGCUCGUGCCAUCAGACUUUGA
Messenger RNA from Penicillium digitatum Pd1, 870 nucleotides. Its product is annotated as 2EXR domain-containing protein. NCBI's taxonomy places the organism in Eukaryota, Fungi, Ascomycota, Eurotiomycetes, Eurotiales, Aspergillaceae. The record is from RefSeq and is a predicted model, not a curated record.